Zingiber officinale is the source of this 3063-nucleotide messenger RNA. RefSeq names its product receptor-like protein kinase FERONIA. The transcript is spliced from 2 exons. Gene Ontology annotation, biological process: protein phosphorylation. Gene Ontology annotation, molecular function: ATP binding; protein kinase activity. The record is from RefSeq and is a predicted model, not a curated record. Bases 240 to 2903 code for a protein of 887 amino acids. NCBI's taxonomy places the organism in Eukaryota, Viridiplantae, Streptophyta, Magnoliopsida, Zingiberales, Zingiberaceae.
GCCUGCCUUGACGCGUUGGGAUCACUAUAAGAUUCCAUGUCGAAUAAUAUAAUAUAAUAAUACAAUAUAGGCGAGCACUGAGCAGCCAAGACGCUUCACGCUGAGAGAGUUCUACGAUCGGAGUCGGAGGCCCUCUAUACUGCAUCUGUAUCUACGAUUCUCCCAAAACCCCUUUCUUUUGAAAAUUUCUAGUGGUGGAAAAAUCGAAUCUUGCUCAAGGUUCGAGCGAGCUUUUUCCCAUGAAGAAUCCUGUGGUUCUCCCUAAUUGCGCCCUCGUCUGCGCUUCUUUGAUAAUCUUGUCGGUGGCUCCGGCCAUCUUAGCUGCUGAUAAUGACUCCGCGAUCCUCCUCAGUUGCGGAGCUUCUCAACCGGGCUCCGACCUCGAUGGAAGGGAUUGGACCCCCGACUCCGAUUUCAACUUCUCCCUCCCUUUGAGCGGCCAUAGCGUCAAAGCUACACAGCAAGCUUCGUCGGUGCCUCGAGUCCCGUACUUGACGGCUCGGGUCUUCACUUCCCCUUUUUCCUACAAUUUCCCUCUCGCCGUCGGCGGUCGGGUAUUCCUCCGCCUCUAUUUCUACUCUUCCAAUUACGACAACGACAACUACACCUCUGGCGAUGCCUUCUUCUCUGUCACAGCUGGCCCUUACACCCUCCUCCACAAUUUUAGUGCUUCUCUUGUUGCUAAUAAUUUAAAUGAUGACUUCUUUACCCGUGAAUUUUCCCUCAAUGUCUCCACCGGCGUCCUAAACCUCACCUUCUCCCCCUCCCCCACUCAUAACAAUUCUUAUGCCUUUAUAAACGGCAUCGAGAUUGUGCCAAUCCCUGACAUCUUUAACUCCGGCAAUGCUAUGCUUAUCACUGGUGGCGAUGGCAAUUCCAUAACGUACGAGAUCGAUCCAGAAACGGCCAUCGAAACUAUUUACCGGCUCAACGUGGGUGGCGGAGCAAUCGCCCCUCCCAAUGGGGAAUUUUCCAGACUUUGGGAAGACGAUUCACGUUAUAUUUUUGCCGCUGCUUCUGGUGUGACAUUUUCUAACGAUCCAAAUGUUAGCAUCACAUACCCCCCUGACGUUCCAUCUUACAUUGCGCCAACUGAAGUCUACGCGACAGCAAGGUCAAUGGGUCCAGACGCAUCAGUGAAUUUGCAGUACAAUCUUACAUGGAUUCUUCAAGUAGAUGCUGGCUUCUACUACCUUGUCCGGCUUCAUUUUUGUGAGAUCCAGUAUCCCAUAACCACGAUUAACCAAAGAGUUUUUGAUAUCUUCAUUAAUAACCAGACAGCACAGAAAUACGCAGAUGUUAUUGCUUGGAGUGGCGGUAUCGGUGUUGCAACAUUCAGGGAUUACGUGGUGAUUACAACAGGAAGUGGGCAGAUGGACAUGUGGGUUGCCCUUCAUCCAGAUACCUUUACGCAACCAGCGUACUACGAUGCAAUUUUAAACGGGCUGGAGGUCUUCAAGUUGCCAAACAGCAGCAACAGUUUAGCUGGUUUUAAUCCAGAACCACGUAGUACUCAGACUUUUGAUAGUCCUAAUGGGAGUGCCAGUCCGAAGCAUCAUAAGGCUUUUGCUGCUGUUCUUGGUGGGUUAACUGGGGGAGUUGCCAUUUUGCUUGUUGCUUUUGGCCUUAUUCUGUUAUGCAGGCGCCGUAAGAAGCAGAAGGCGAAGGAAGUAGCCACCAGUGAGGGGACUUAUGGUGCGUUGCCUCUCUCCCUCAUCGGCAACUCACCUUUUGCUACAUCAGCCAAGACAACAAUGGAGAGCAAUGCCUCGCCGCUUCCUGCUAAUCUUUGCCGCUACUUCACCUUUGAAGAGAUCCAAACUGCCACAAAAGACUUUGAUGAAUCUCUUCUUCUCGGUGUUGGUGGGUUCGGGAAGGUCUACCUCGGGGAGAUUGACGAUGGAACCACGAAGGUCGCGAUCAAGCGUGGUAACCCAAUGUCAGAGCAAGGUGUCCAUGAAUUCCAGACCGAAAUCGAGAUGCUAUCCAAGCUCCGACACAGGCAUCUUGUUUCUUUAAUUGGUUUCUGUGAGGAGAACUAUGAAAUGAUCUUAGUCUAUGAUUAUAUGGCUCAUGGCACGCUUCGUGAGCACCUGUAUAAUACACAAAAACCACCACUUUCAUGGAAACAAAGACUUGAGAUCUGCAUUGGAGCUGCGCAUGGGCUACAUUACCUUCACACAGGUGCGACAUACACUAUUAUACAUCGAGAUGUGAAGACCACAAACAUAUUGUUAGAUGCAAAUUGGGUUGCCAAAGUUUCAGAUUUCGGACUUUCGAAAACUGGCCCCGAAAUGGACGACACUCAUGUUAGCACAGUAGUGAAGGGAAGCUUUGGUUACCUUGAUCCAGAGUACUUCAGGAGGCAGCAGCUCACUGAGAAAUCUGACGUUUACUCUUUUGGGGUCGUAUUGUUCGAGGUCCUCUGUGCUCGGCCAGCUCUUAAUCGGGCACUUCCAAAGGAGCAAGUGAGCUUGGCUGAUUGGGCACUGCACUGCCAAAAGAAGGGCAUUCUCGAGGAGAUCACGGACCCCUGCUUGAAGGGUAGGAUUGCUCCACAAUGUUUCAAGAAGUUCGCAGAGACCGCAGAGAAAUGCUUGGCUGAUGUCGGGGUGGAACGACCUUCCAUGGGCGACGUCCUUUGGAACCUUCAAUUUGCCCUGCAUAUCCAGGAAAGCGCAGAGAACAGCGGCAACAUCAUCGACGGCAUAUUCGAUGAAGCAAUACCACUCGGUAUGUUCCAUAAGCAAGACCUUAACACUCCAACGACGGAAUCAACUACUGCAACAACCAUAACCUCCACGAUGAGCAUUCAAGACCGGAGCAUUAUUGGUAGCGAGGACUCUCAAGGACUGGCUCCUAAUGCUGUCUUCUCAGAGAUCAUGAACCCUACAGGACGUUGAGAGGCCACAUCGGUUAAUGUCAUGGCUUGUUGUUAUAAGUUUAGGUCAGUUUCUUUGCAUCUGCAAGAAUGUUAUUCUGCCGUAUUGAAAUGUAAAAGCUAUAGUCAUUGUAUGAUGAAGCUUUAGUUAUUAUCACUUGAUAGGCGAUGUUUUCUAGUAA